GCGAAUGGGGGCCAGCGAAAGGCGUUGGCAUUACAAAAUAUCCAGCUUGUUAACAUAUUGAAAACUGUGCUGCUGCAUUAAAUCUACACCGAACUAUUUAUAAUCAAUGCCGUGCAUUUAAUCGAUUUGGGUUGGAUAACCGAUCGUUUGGCGUAGCCGCAAGUGUAUUGGGGGAAGCUAUUUAUCCUUGGAAUUUAAAAUACGAGUAGAUAUCAUAUCCGUAUGAGUGAGAUAUAAUGAAAAUGUCGCUUCAGUUUCACUUGAUACCCGAAUGAAUUGAAAUGUGUUUAGAAAAAUACUUUUGCUUCGUGCUUGUAUUGCAUUUCAUCAUGAUAAACCAGGUCAGAGGUUAUAAAUCCAUUAUUUGGCAAUAUACAACAGCUUUCACUAAAACACAGAUUUAUUCUCAUAUCGAGUUCACGAACUUCAAGUGCACAUCCAUGAAUAAGGACGUGGCCGAUUUCGAAUACUGUUCUCUAAAAUCAGUUAACCGAACUUAUCAAUAUAUUUCCACCAGAAUAAAGGUGUACAAAUUACUAAACAGCCUAAAGGUUAACUUUGGUUUGCACCAACAGAUCAAUGGGUAUAAGCCAUUUCUAUACAACAUCACUUUUGACGGUUGCCAAUUCAUCAAGAACACAAAGUCCAAUGUCGUCGCCAAAUACUUUUACGAUUUUAUUAGGAAUAUCAGCAACUUGAAUCAUUCCUGUCCGUACAACCACGACAUCAUUAUGGAUAAACUUACCUCUGAGACUAUCAAUUCCCGACUGCCAAAAGUUCUGCCCUUUCCCACAGGAAACUACAUGUUUCAGACCUAUUGGAUUGCCAAUGAAAAGUAUCGUGCGGUAACCAAGAUAUAUUUCUGUCUUUAUUGAUGGAAAAGUGCUAUUCGUUUGGGUUUUUAAAGGUUUUUAUUAAAUAGUAUAGAUAACAGCUACGAAGAAAACGGGUUUAAUGGGUGAAGUUCUUAACUGGACCUGCAACUUGGACAUGAAAAUAUUAUUAACUUUUUCGUCUCCCGUAUUUUAUUAUUAUUAUUAUUAUUAUUAUUCCAUUCGAUUAUGGGCUGUGAGCUCGUAAAGCUAUUUAUGUUGAAUACAUACAAAAAUUAAAAAUGUUUCACAUUUGU
This is a messenger RNA of Drosophila sechellia, 1129 nucleotides long. RefSeq lists its product as uncharacterized. Bases 282 to 875 code for a protein of 197 amino acids. The transcript has 4 exons. Lineage: Eukaryota; Metazoa; Arthropoda; Insecta; Diptera; Drosophilidae. The record is from RefSeq and is a predicted model, not a curated record.